GACUAUGCUUGACUAUGGAUCAGGACUAGGAACAGCAGUAUGGGCAGUACAUUCAAUAUGGGGGAACAGUGUGUAUGAGUAUCAAACUAUUGAUACUUCUUCUGAUAUGGGAGACCUAGCAAGAUCAUUAAGAAAUGGUGGUAGUGACUGGGCAUACAUUAUAGAUCCCUCUCUAUCGGCCUGUCCCGCCCCCACAUCCACUGAAUCUAUUAAAGGAGUCUACUUCAGACAAUAUCUCCCUGUGUCCAGCAAGGUAAAAUAUGAUUUGGUUGUAUCAGCUUAUUCUCUUAGCGAGCUUCCCAGCCCGUCACUAUGGAAACAGGCCCUCCUAUCCUUAUGGGGCAAGACCGAAAAGUACUUGGUGUUAAUCGAGUUUGGUACCAGCUCGGGAUUCGAUAUUAUAAGUCAAGCAAGGGACUUUCUAUUAAAUGGCGGAAAUAACGAUCAGGACAAGUGUCAUGUUGUAGCACCUUGCCCUCAUGAUCUACAGUGUCCUAAGGCAGCUGCUGCUGAUUAUUAUAGAAUUUGUAAAUUUGCUCAGAGAGUGGCCAUACCUUUCACAGAAUAUACUAGGUGUCGUUCAAAAGGUUUUUACAUUGAGAACUUCUGUUAUUUAAUAUUAAAGAAAGGAGAGAGACCACAUCAAUUCAUUGAUGAUAUUCCGUGUCGUCUUUUAUUGCCGACGAAGAAAAGAACUAAACACACAAUAUGUGAACUGUGUUGUCCUAAUGGUAAAGCUGUUACACUUAUCUUCAGUAAAGCAAAGCAAAGAGAAUUAUUGAGGACUACUCGUAAGAAGGAAUGGGGAGAUACUGUCAUCGUACCACAAGAACUGUAUGAUAGACAAACUAAUGAUGUUAAUGAUGAUGAUAAUUGGAACAAUAUUGAUGUGUAUGAUGAUGAUGAUUAAGAUGAUUGUUGUAAUUGAAUCUAAAAUAA
Messenger RNA from Amphimedon queenslandica, 939 nucleotides. Its product is annotated as methyltransferase-like protein 17, mitochondrial. The record is from RefSeq and is a predicted model, not a curated record. Gene Ontology annotation, cellular component: mitochondrial small ribosomal subunit. NCBI's taxonomy places the organism in Eukaryota, Metazoa, Porifera, Demospongiae, Haplosclerida, Niphatidae. The coding region runs from base 5 to 910 and encodes 301 amino acids. Gene Ontology annotation, biological process: translation. The transcript has 10 exons. Gene Ontology annotation, molecular function: structural constituent of ribosome; methyltransferase activity.